Molecule: messenger RNA, 1275 nt
Organism: Lytechinus variegatus (green sea urchin)
Lineage: Eukaryota; Metazoa; Echinodermata; Echinoidea; Temnopleuroida; Toxopneustidae
Product: tripartite motif-containing protein 12A-like
Exons: 2
Coding region: 124-1134 (336 amino acids)
Biological process (GO): positive regulation of DNA-templated transcription
Cellular component (GO): chromatin; nucleoplasm
Molecular function (GO): ubiquitin-protein transferase activity; zinc ion binding
Source: RefSeq, a predicted model, not a curated record
ACGCGUAUGAACGAAGUUGAAGUCUCGACUUUCUUCGGGUUUUUUUGUUUCGCAUGGAACUGAAAGUAUGUCCUUGGUAACAUGACUUGUCCAGUGUUAGACUGAGUUUUGGACGGGACUGCAAUGGCCACCAAACCAGAUUCGGUCCAGGGAUUGCACUGUCCAAUGUGUCUCGAUGUCAUCAGGGACGCGACCAUCCUCUGCUGUGGACAUUCCUUUUGCAGGGAUUGCCUGGAAGCAUAUGACAAACAGCACAAGGACCUGAAGCACAUUGUCUGUCCAGUCUGCAGGAAGUCCACCAAGCUUGACAAGGACCGCAUCGCGGGAUUAACACCCAAUUUCCUAGCCAAGGGACUUGAGGAUAUCCUGAAGGUCAGAGACAGCAAAGAAAAUAUUGAAGACGCGUAUUCUAAAUUCUGUCCAGUGCACAGUGACAUCUACCAAGAUAUAUACUGUCAGGCUUGUACUAAGUUCAUCUGUCUCUCGUGUUUUAUUGACUCUCAUCAAGGUCAUAAGAUUAAGAAAAAGGAGGAGCUUGAGCGGGAGCUAAAGAUCAGGAAAGAAGCUGUUCUGCAGAGAAGCGAAAUAAGAAAGACCCAGCUUGAGAAACACUUGAGUGAAGCUGACCAACAAAGAGAGCAACUGAAAUCCCACCUGGGUAGUUUGGAGAUGAAAGUCAUGGAUGCCUAUGCCAUCAAAGUUGAUAUUCUUCAGCAAAAUAAAGAAGAGUUGCUAGAAAAGAUAAAGGGUCUCAAAGUAUCUUCUGACAGGGUGUUCGGGCAUUGCACUUCGCAGUUGAUGGAAGUGAUGGACAGGAUAGAUCAGUCUAGCAAACUUUUGAUAAGUCAUUCAAAGAAGCAUCUUGAUCCAAAUGUGAUUAAAGGGGACAAUCUUAAAUGUGACAAUCUAGAAAAAGCAUUGGCAGAAACGACGGAUGAGGAAACUUUAGUUUGUGCAGCACAAUUAUUGGAAGAUGUAGAGGCCCUACAAUUCAGUCCUGCUGAUGAUAAGCUUCUUGACCUAGGCUGUAUGGAUUCUGGUCAGAAGAACAAUCUGAAUGGCAGUCGAAUGCCGACGUCAUCAACUGUUAUUUUUACUCUCUCAUUUUUAUCCUUGGAAAUAUUGAAUUUCUGAACAUAACUUCUGGAUGUACGCCUAGAAUAUGACUACUUGAUCUCCUGCACUGGGAACUGCAACUGGUCAAUUCCAGCGUAACGGACAUGACGUUCAGACAAAUUUUUGUAAUUCAAAGGUUUAUACAGUAGAAUUAGCAGC